This is a messenger RNA of Alligator mississippiensis (American alligator), 258 nucleotides long. RefSeq names its product large ribosomal subunit protein eL22-like 1. The record is from RefSeq and is a predicted model, not a curated record. Gene Ontology annotation, molecular function: structural constituent of ribosome; RNA binding. NCBI's taxonomy places the organism in Eukaryota, Metazoa, Chordata, Crocodylia, Alligatoridae. Gene Ontology annotation, biological process: cytoplasmic translation. The transcript has 2 exons. Bases 1 to 246 code for a protein of 81 amino acids. Gene Ontology annotation, cellular component: ribosome.
AUGCAGGUCAAUGGAAAAACUGGAAACCUGGGGAACAUCGUUCACAUUGAACGUUUGAAGAACAAGAUCACGGUGACAUCUGAGAAGCAGUUCUCGAAAAGGUAUCUGAAAUACCUCACAAAGAAAUACCUCAAAAAGAACAAUCUUCGUGACUGGCUUCGUGUGGUUGCAUCUGAUAAGGAGACUUAUAAACUGCGCUAUUUCCAGAUCAGUCAAGAUGAGGAGGGAUCAGAAUCUGAGGAAUGAAUUAAGCUCUUA